AAAACUCUGGACUCUCUUUCUUCACUCUCUCAACGUCUACAAUGGCCACUUCUCGCUCCUUGUACCGUACAACCACCCAAUUCUCCCAAACCCUUCUUCGCACUUUCUCUACCACCCCCAAACCCUCGCAUCACAACCACCACCAACAGAGCCACAAGUUCCUCGAGUCCCAUUCCUAUGUCGGUAGCUGGUGGCACUCCGAUCCGCCACGGGACCCCAAGGCCGCCGAGCGCAGGCUCGCCAUGCUCCGCCGCGACUACGCCAAACAGGUCAAGCUUGUCCGCAAAGAGUACAUCCGCGAGGUCGAGCUCAUGCGCCUCGAGCAGCAGCGCAAGGACGAGGCCAGGAGAGAGGCACUUCGAUUAGCGAACGAGGAAAAGAAAAAGCUCAAAGCCGAGGCCGCUAAGCUCCGAGCUCAUGAGCGCGAGCUCGCCGAGAAAGAGUUCCGCCAAACUCUAUUGAAGGAAAGAGCUGAGAAGCUUGAAAAUUGGAGGAUGAAAGAAACAAAGAGGGAAGAGAAGAAGAAAGAGAAGAAAGAGUUGCUACACCGGAAGAGUUCCUUGUGGAUCGAUGAAUCUGAAUUGGAAAAGAAGAUACUCGAGGCUAUUGUGGAUACUACACCCCUCUGAUUCUUUCGCUUUCGUUUUAUAUUUUUUUUUAUUGGAAUACCUUUUGAUCUUUUAGUUGGAAUAAUCUUUAAGAAGAUUUUGACGCCUCGAAGCAUUUUUUGUGCUAGAAUAUGUAGCUUAGUCAUGUUUUGUGUAUUGGUGUUUGUCAAUGUAGCCUUUUUAGUUUGCAGCUUUGUUUGAAUGGUUACUAAAAAAAAUUAAGAGAUUGAAUAGAUUUCAUUUUGAGCUUUCA
This is a messenger RNA of Quercus lobata, 861 nucleotides long. Its product is annotated as trichohyalin-like. Bases 42 to 629 code for a protein of 195 amino acids. The transcript has 2 exons. The record is from RefSeq and is a predicted model, not a curated record. NCBI's taxonomy places the organism in Eukaryota, Viridiplantae, Streptophyta, Magnoliopsida, Fagales, Fagaceae.